GGUUUAACGUUUGUGUGUAAUGUGCAAAAUAGCGAAGCCAAGCACAGCAUCAUUCAGGCAAUGGGACAAAUCAUUCUCAUGCACUUUCAGGCAUAUUCGCACACUAAGCGGAACAGAUGCAAAUCAUGGCUUACCUGGUGUGUGACCUGGGUCGAGACUUCACUUACUCGGCGGCCACCGAGGAAAAAAGACCACAAUGAAGAACACUUUCCAAUUUGUUCUUGGGCGGGCUGGAUAUGUCCUAUACAAUAUGUCUCCAUUGAUACAUAUGCCUUUGAAUCGCCGUGGCCGAGGGGGAUUUAUACACCAAUCAAAAUAACACUUAUUGAGUCAAAUGGCCAUUAAGUGGCUAUCUACCAGCCUCCGAAUCCUUUUCCUGCCGACUACUUCCGAUGGAGCUACAUUCUGCCACGGGCACAUUCCUCCAAAGCUUGCCUUGUGAAGAUAAUCCUGUGUUGAAAGGGCGCAGCAUUCUGCAUUUCCAUA
This is a messenger RNA of Aspergillus vadensis CBS 113365, 486 nucleotides long. RefSeq lists its product as uncharacterized. The coding region runs from base 61 to 345 and encodes 94 amino acids. Lineage: Eukaryota; Fungi; Ascomycota; Eurotiomycetes; Eurotiales; Aspergillaceae. The record is from RefSeq and is a predicted model, not a curated record. The transcript has a single exon.